CGCAGGUCCACCACCUCCGCAUCCCACAGACCUCACCCACCAUGCCGAUCAACCAGCCUAGCAACCAGAUCAAGCUGACAAACGUCUCCGUCGUGCGCCUCAAGAAGGGCGGCAAGCGCUUCGAGGUGGCUGCGUACAAGAACAAGGUGCGCGAGUGGCGCACGGGCGUCGAGACGGACCUCGACGACGUCGUCCAGAUCCACUCCGUCUUCAUCAACGUCUCCAAGGGCCAGCUGGCCAGUGCCGACGAGAUGAAGAAGGCGUUUGGCACGGCGGAGACGCCCGACAUCAUCCUCGAGAUCCUCAAGAAGGGCGAGCUGCAGGUGGGCGACAAGGAGCGCUCGCACGAGCUCUCGUCGACGUUCCGCGAGAUCGCCACGUUUGUCGCCGAGCGCUGCGUCGACCCGUCGUCGAAGCGGCCCUACACCGUCGGGCUCAUCGAGAAGGCCAUGCACGACUCGCACUACUCGAUCAAGACGGGCAAGAGCGCAAAGAGCCAGGCACUCGACGUCAUCAAGCUGCUGCAGUCGACAAAGACGAUUCCCAUCGAGCGCGCCAAGAUGCGCGUGCGCAUCACCAUGGCCAACAAGGAGGGCAAGCGGCUCAAGGAGAAGAUCGUGCCGCUCGUCGAGACGGUCGAGGAUGAGGACUGGACAGACGAGUGGGAGCUGAUCGCAGUCAUCGACCCAGGGUCGCUGCGGCUCAUCAACGAGCUGCUCGAGACCGAGACCAAGGGGCGCGGCCGCGUCGAGACGCUCAGCUUCUCGAGCGUGGCCGACGGCGACGAGGCGCUGGAGUGAGGGCAGCACGGAUGGGCAAAUGCUAUGCGUCACGCGUG
Messenger RNA from Tilletiopsis washingtonensis, 838 nucleotides. Its product is annotated as Shwachman-Bodian-diamond syndrome protein. The record is from RefSeq and is a predicted model, not a curated record. Gene Ontology annotation, biological process: ribosome biogenesis; cytosolic ribosome assembly. The transcript is spliced from 4 exons. Bases 42 to 800 code for a protein of 252 amino acids. Lineage: Eukaryota; Fungi; Basidiomycota; Exobasidiomycetes; Entylomatales.